AUGAUUUCAAGUCGAAUUCUACUGUUUCUUUCCUUCGGUGUAGCCGCUGUUACAGGGCGCUCUUCCAAACCCAACUUCAUCUUCAUCAUUACCGACGAUCAAGACUUACAUCUAAACUCGCUCGACUACCAACCUGCUGUGCAGAAGCAUUUCGCCCAGGAAGGCGGGUAUCCUAGAUUCAUUGAAGAAGGUUUCAAUGAUGCGUAUCUUCCCGUGUGGCUUCAGGAGGCGGGCUACAACACUUAUUACACUGGAAAGCUGAUGAAUGGACACUCCAUCUCUACAUACGAUGCACCACGAGCCAAUGGCUGGAACAGUUCCGAUUUUCUGAUUGAUCCCGGAACAUACGUCUUCUACAACUCCACCAUGACGCGCAACCACGACGUCUACAGAAACUCACCAGGAGAGUACUCAACCGACCUAGUAGCCAACGCCGCAGUCUCCUUCCUAGACGAAGCCAUCGCAGCACCAGACCGGCCAUUCUUCAUCGGCGUCGCACCCAUAGCCCCCCACUCAGAAACAAUCACCAAUCCCCGCCCUACAAAGUUCAACCUACCCGUCCCCGCAAAACGCCACGAGCAUCUCUUCCCCGACGUAAAAGUACCCCGAACACCAAACUUCAACCCCUCAAAACCAGGAACAGCAUCCUACUUCUCCACGCUCCGCCCGCUCAACGCCUCAGAAAUCGCGUACAACGACGCCUGGUACCGCGCACGCCUGCAAACCCUCCAAUCCGUCGACGACCUCAUCGAGUCCAUCAUGAACCGUUUGAGCGAAACCCCCGAGGUGCUAGAAAACACGUACCUAAUCUACACAACCGACAACGGCUUCCACAUCAGCCAACACCGGCUCCCGCCCGGUAAAUCCUGCGGCAUAGAAGAAGAUAUCAACAUCCCUUUCUUCAUCCGCGGCCCGGGCGUCUCCAAAGGCGCUGUGAUGGAGAUUCCUAGUAGUCAUACGGAUAUCGUGCCUACGUUGUUUCAUCUCGCUGGUAUACCAGCCCGGGAGGACUUUGACGGGGAGGUUAUUCCUGUUACGGGGGCGAUGCAGGAAAAGGGUGGGAAGAGUGAACAUGUUAAUGUUGAGUUUUGGGGGGAGUAUCUUGUGGAGGGGAAUACGUUUUAUGGGCGGGAUGUGUGGGCGGAGAAUACGUAUAAGACGGUGAGGGUGGUGGGGGAGGAGCUUGGAGGAAUGGGUACUGACAAACCCAACCAGACCGACCCAUACCAACUCACCAACCUCCUCUCUACCCCCAACGCCACCACCACCAUAACCUCCUACCCCAUCCUCCCCCUCACCGCCCGCCUCGACGCCCUCCUCCUCACGCUCAAGCGCUGCAAAGGCCGUGUGUGCACGCGACCAUGGGAGAAAUUGCAUCCCGAGGGUAAUGUACGCAAUCUGAAAGAUGCCAUGCAUGAAAGGUACGAUGUGUUUUACCUCGAGAAGCAGAAGAAGGUUAGCUUUGAUGAGUGUGCGUUGGGUCAGAUAUUGGAAGUUGAGGGGCCGCUGGAGCCGGUGAGUUGGAGGGAGGAGUGGGAUGAGUGGAGUUGGGGGACGUGA
This is a messenger RNA of Alternaria viburni, 1560 nucleotides long. RefSeq lists its product as uncharacterized. Gene Ontology annotation, molecular function: N-acetylglucosamine-6-sulfatase activity; glycosaminoglycan binding; arylsulfatase activity. The coding region runs from base 1 to 1560 and encodes 519 amino acids. Gene Ontology annotation, biological process: phenol-containing compound metabolic process. The transcript has 5 exons. The record is from RefSeq and is a predicted model, not a curated record. Lineage: Eukaryota; Fungi; Ascomycota; Dothideomycetes; Pleosporales; Pleosporaceae.